AUGACAAGUACUAAUGAAUUAGAGAAACGACUACUUACACGAUGUUACGACUCCAAUGAAGAAAUACUUAACAUACUACAAACUCGAUAUUCAACCGAAGGAGAACAAAAACCAACCAUAUUAUUCAAACAUGUCAAAAAACCCACAAAGAACAAUCGAAAAUCCAUUCUAUUCACACCUACCUCAAAAACUGAUGACAAGAUUACCCAAGCUAGGAAACGAUCAACUAGAAAUGAAUUGAAACAAUACAUUAAUACUACAAUUACAAAUCAACGUAAACUAAUCAAAAAAAUACGAGGUUAUCAACGGCGCAAACAACCAUUUAGUGCUGAACCAAUGCUUGAUCAAUAUAGUAUUCCUAAAUUUGAAGAUUUCAUCAAAAUGAAUGAUUUUUGGCAAAGCUAUAUUCAAGACCUACUUGGUCUUAACGAAGGAACAUCCUUAAACACAUCUGUCAUAUUGUCUAAAUUAGUCAAUGCUGAUUUCAAUGGAUGUUUAUUGACAGUACUACAAUCACGAAACACUGAAGUUGUUGGAGCUAGAGGUAUCGUAGUAUGGGAUUGUCAACAUUCAUUUAUAAUGGUAGUACCACGUGGCGGGGACUAUAAAGAAUGGACCACACAAGUUGCAAAUACUGCUGAUGUAAUGAGAAAAUUGGACCCUGCUGCUUUAGUUGGUGGGUUGAAAAUUAUUCCUAAACAAUAUACUUUAUUUGGAUUUGAUGUUGUUUUACCAAAGAAGCAAGAUACCCAAGAGGGGGAUAUGGAAGUGGAUAAUGGACAGGCAGAUGAGGAAGAGAGUAUCGGAUUUACUUUAAUUGGAUCAAGGUUUGAAAUACGAAGUGUUGAACGAUCAGCUAAAAAGUUUAAAAACCAUGCAGUUGAUGAUCUACUAUAG
Lodderomyces orthopsilosis Co 90-125 is the source of this 897-nucleotide messenger RNA. RefSeq names its product RNase P/RNase MRP complex subunit (gene POP4). Gene Ontology annotation, cellular component: ribonuclease MRP complex; ribonuclease P complex. Gene Ontology annotation, molecular function: ribonuclease P RNA binding. The transcript has a single exon. NCBI's taxonomy places the organism in Eukaryota, Fungi, Ascomycota, Pichiomycetes, Serinales, Debaryomycetaceae. The record is from RefSeq and is a predicted model, not a curated record. The coding region runs from base 1 to 897 and encodes 298 amino acids. Gene Ontology annotation, biological process: rRNA processing; tRNA 5'-leader removal.